Messenger RNA from Pseudo-nitzschia multistriata, 3725 nucleotides. The record is from the annotation of a GenBank genome assembly. NCBI's taxonomy places the organism in Eukaryota, Bacillariophyta, Bacillariophyceae, Bacillariales, Bacillariaceae.
CUUAACUGAAAUUAUAAACUCGAACCCAUCUUCGAGCAAUACUAGAAAAAGAAACUAGUGCAAUUCAUCCGCACCGCUCUCGUCGUGCAUUUGUUUCAGCGGCGAACCAGAAAGUAGCAACGGAAGAGAGGAGUCCUUAACAGGACAGUACUAACCCAACAAGGCAAUUGCGAGAGGGUUGAAGAAGGGUCGAGUGUUGUAUAGUUAGCGCUAUUUGCGAGAUUGGCUUCCGUUCGAAGAAUCUAUCUUUUUUGCGAUCUGCGGCUGUUCCUAUCGAAAUACUGUAUCUCGGUAGUGCCAAAGCUAGCUACGGUGCCUCGGAGAUUGUGUUUCCUUUUGUUUGGUUUGGUGGGGAUUGAUUUGAUCUGAUUCCAACGACGACAGCGUCUUUGCAUCGAAUGCCAAAAAUGACGGCAAACUCCGAAGCCGAGACACCGGCAACGAACGGCGACGGUGUUGAAAAGAGCAAUCCCGCUAUCGUUCCUUCCCAAACAAGUGCACCAUCGAACAACAACAACAACAACAACAACAACGCUGCUGCGACGUCGUCAUCGUCGUCGGGAACCAAGGCAUCCUCGGGCAGCGGCAAGGGCAACCAUGCUUCGUCGUCGGCGAAGCCCCCGAUGCCCAAGCCCGAGGACGUGAUCAACAUCAACGUGGGGAUUCUGGGGCACGUAGACUCUGGGAAAACCUCCCUGGUGAAAACCCUUUCCACCCUUUUGUCGACCGCCGCCCUGGACAAGUCGAAGCAAUCGCGGCAGCGAGGUGCGUUGCGUCGCGUGUGGCGGGCCUGCUUGUUUGCCAGUGUUCGAGUUUCCCGCGUUGACAUUCGCUUCGUUGGGCAUUCAUUGUGUCUCGGUUUGGUUUCUCCUUGCGAUGUGAUGUGACAAUAUACAUCUGCGUCCCUUUGUUUGUAUGCCUCGAUGGCUUUGUGGUGAUCGAAAGUGCCAUUGGGCCAUGGGAUGUGAUUCUUGGAUUCCGUGUUGGACGACAAUGCGUGGCGGUCAAACGCAAGAAACAAUCGUUUUGUGUUCGAAACAACAUGCGUUCUCACCCAAACGACUUGCGCUUGUGCAUUGCAUUGUAUCACGUUUUGUGUCAUACCGCCACAUUGCUAUGCUAUGCUUUCUAGGAAUGACACUGGACCUAGGGUUCUCUUGCUUCUUUAUGGACCUGCCCGAUCGAUUGAGAAAGCAGCUGGAAGACAAAAAAUCGAGCGGGAGUUCCAAAACACCGAAAGCAACAACCACCAAUGCCCCUAAAUAUCUCCAGAUGACGCUGGUAGACUGCCCCGGCCACGCAUCGCUGAUCCGAACCAUCAUUGGCGGAGCCCAGAUCAUCGACGUAGUCCUGCUUGUUGUCGACGCCUACAAGGGCUGGCAGGCCCAAACGACCGAGUGCCUCGUCCUAGCGGAGCUGACCGCCCCCCACAUAGUAGUCGCCCUCAACAAAAUCGACAUGUUUCCGAAGGAAGAACGGGCCGAGCGCUUGGCCGAGGCGAAGGCCAGGGUCCGGGAACGCCUGCGCCACUCGAGCAAGUUUUCGGGCCGCGAGGUCCCCAUGAUCGGGGUGUCGGCCUGCACCGGCGGAGAAAAGGUGGCGGCGGUGCGGGGGGACGAGGGCAGCGGUGCCUCGGCGUCGGCGGGAUCCGCCAGCGCGCACGAUCUCGUCAAACAGCAAACCAUCAAUGUGGACAAGCUGAUCGAUCUUCUGAAAGAGACCAUGCCRGCGCCACGAAGGCACCUCUCGUUCGAAUCCGGCAGCAACAGCGGCAGCGGCAACAGCAAGGCGGGCAAUUUCUAUUUCGCUAUCGAUCACUGCUUCCCGAUCAAGGGAAUGGGCACCGUGCUCACGGGCACCUGCCUCAACGGAUCUGUUAAGGUCAACGAAAUGAUCGAGUUUCCCUCCCUGGGUAACCUACAGCGAAAGAUCAAGUCGAUGCAGAUGUUCAAGCGAAAGACAAACGCCAUCCAGCAAGGGGACCGUGCCGGUAUCUGCGUUUCCAACUUCGACGCGUCCUCCCUGGAGCGGGGGAUCUGUGCCAGCCCUGGCAGCGUCCGAUGGGUCAGCGGGGCCAUUGCACUCGUUCGGAAAAUCGUUCCCCACUACAAGGGAGCCUYUCUCAAGAACCGGGCCAGGUACCAUGUCAGCGUUGGCCAUUCGACGGUCAUGGCAACCGUCACCUUUUGGGGGGCUAAAGAAUUGUGGACGGAAACCCAGAAACUAGCCGCUGCGAGGAACCAGAGCAAGGAGGGAUCGCGAGCAGCAACAGGAACAGAAUCAUCAGCCACGUCGUCUUCCGAAACAACCGCCACAGCCUGCUUGGGGGGAGAUGCCGAUCAGGCCGGAUUGCCUUGUCUGGAGUUCGACUGGAAGAAAGACUACCUGUUGCAAGACGGAUUGCUAGAUAGCCUCCCGAAUGAAAGCAUCGACUUCCCKGGGGAAACAAAAGACCAGAGUCAAACCCACAGCACGCACGGAGCAAAUGGAGGGACAAAUGGUAGCAGCAACACAGUCAACAGCGGAGGAGAGCAAGAAGCUCUGCUGCACUGGGCGAUACUGGAUUUCCAGACACCGGUGUACUGCCCGCUCCAAUCAUUGGUAAUCGGCUCUCGUUUGGAUGCUGCGGUGGAGGGAAACAGCCACCGCCAGCAAGGCGGCAAGAGCAGCAACAAGAACCACGGCAAGAAUAACAGCAAUGCCAAAGGCGGCGGGGGCAACCACAGCACUGGAGACGCCGACGGCGACGAUUCCGGAGGCGACAGCGCAUCUUCCUGCCGCCUUGCCUUCUGCGGUCGCCUCAUCGAGCGGGUUGACCCGAAGGAAGACAUCAAAAGGAUACGCUGGUACACACCCAAGGAAAGGCGGGGACUCGUGUCGCGCCUCGGUGAUCCGCACAAGCGUCAGGACGAUGGGAAGACGGUCCGAUAUGAAUUGUACGGCGGGGACCUCUUCAAGAAGGAGACCCUGCUGAGGCCCUUUCUCGGCAUGAAGCUCGUGACCCACCCAGGGGGGGACGUCGGAGAACUCCAGUCGGGCUUUGGGACGUCGGGGAAGUUCCGUGUCACCUUUCCGGCCGGGACCAUGGCGCGGGAGGGAGACGUCCUUCGUCUACCAUUCAAGCGGUUUCUGAAUGAUCCCGAAAAGAAAAUGCGCCAAGACGACAUCUUGUUGCCGGCCGCCCGGCAGGGAAGCCGCAUUGAUCCACCAAAGUCGUCUGGCAGCAAAAAGAAAAGGGUCGAAUCCACGGGAACGGUUGACAAGGUCAAGGGGGAUCCAUUGCCGGAACCUCCGCCACCGAAAGGUGGGGCAAACAGCGACAAAAAGAAAAAGAACGUCACGAAAUAUCCAACAGCUAUAGUAUCGGGGCUGUUCACCCCCGAUAUCGACAUCCGACUAAUGGUGGGUCGCAAGAUAUGGAUUUCUUCCACAAGAGAAGAAGGGGUCAUAGCCGGACCAUUUGGAAAGGCCGGAAAGUGCAAGGUUUCCUUUAUCGACAGUGGCGACGAUUCCUCUUCGUCGUCGUCGACUUCCACAAACCUCAGGGGCAUUUCCGAGCAAGCGGUCGGAACCAAAGCCGAGCUCCUGAAGCCGUAACGUAACUGUUCUUAUUCUCGCCUUAAACCUUCGGGUGUCCUUUCUCGCUCGCUAUCGCCACCCCCGAUAAAUAGUAAAUUAGAAUCCGAUAUGUUCAAUGCCGUAUUCACGUGUUUUUUAUCAUAGUU